Messenger RNA from Cordyceps fumosorosea ARSEF 2679, 960 nucleotides. RefSeq names its product ribonucleoprotein. The record is from RefSeq and is a predicted model, not a curated record. The transcript is spliced from 3 exons. NCBI's taxonomy places the organism in Eukaryota, Fungi, Ascomycota, Sordariomycetes, Hypocreales, Cordycipitaceae. The coding region runs from base 1 to 960 and encodes 319 amino acids. Gene Ontology annotation, molecular function: RNA binding.
AUGGAAGCAACCAGCCAACAACAACAGCAGGAGGACGUUGCCACCUCCAAGCGCAUCUAUCUUGGAAAUCUCCUCUACUCGGUCAAGCCCGGCACCAUCGAGGACAUGCUUCACGAGGGAGGCUUCGGCAACUUUGAAAAGAUUCACAUCUCCGUCGAUCCCGUCAGCGGCCGCAACCCGGGCUACUGCUUCGUCGACUUCCCUGACAAGGCCUCGGCCGACCGCGCCCUCGAAACCCUCGACGUCUCCAUCGGCGGUCGCCCCCUCAAGGUUCGCCCCUGCGAGCCCAAGAAGCCGCGCGCCUCGACCGGUGGUGCGCGUUGGGGCCGCGAGGGCGGCAACGCCGACUCCGGCUCCUCAUCGCCCGCGCGCAACAACAACCGCAAUGACAACGGCCAAGGCUUUAACCGCUGGGGUGACUGGAACUCGAACCGCGACGGACAGCAGCAGCAGCAGCAGCAGCAGCAGCAGCGCGGCGGUAGCGACAGGAACGGCCCCGGCGCGGCCCUCAACCACUUUGACGAGAACAUGCAGGAGGAGGGCCGCAGGCUGUUUGUCGGUGGCCUGGGCAAGAUGAUUGACCAGGAGCACAACCGUGUCGAGAUGGAGUCCAUCUUUGCAGAGUUUAAGCCGGCCGCCAUCGGCAAGCGCAUCACUGCCCGCCCCGACGACAGCAAGCCCAGCGGCAACCGCAACUUUUGCUUCGUCGACUUUGACACGCGUGAGGAGGCCGAGGCCGCACGCCUCGCCCUCGACGGUAUCGAGCUCAACGGCAGCCCCAUCACGGUGCGCACCGCCCGCCGCCAGCGCGAGCAGACGAUGCCCAGCAGCUACCGCCACGACAUUCAGCGCAACGGCAGCGGCAACGGAAACAACAACGGCGACGCACCGGCGGGUGGCGCCCAGGACUCGCCAAGCAGGGGCUUUGCCUCUCGUGACUGGCGCCGUCGUGCGGACUAA